Messenger RNA from Spirodela intermedia, 399 nucleotides. The record is from the annotation of a GenBank genome assembly. NCBI's taxonomy places the organism in Eukaryota, Viridiplantae, Streptophyta, Magnoliopsida, Alismatales, Araceae.
AUGGCGGCUUCAGCAUCGUCUUCUUCUUCGGGGGCGAAGUCCGUAUUCCAGGCGCUGAGGAGGUUCUUCAAGAAGCCUUGGGAGAUCACCGGCCCCUGCUCGCACCCCGAGUACAGGAACGCCGUACCGGGGGCUCUGGAGUACCGGAGGUUCUGCCCCGCCACCGUCCCCGGCAGGGCCAUCGUUCCCACGUCCGAUCCAGAGACGGUGUUCGACAUCAAGUACCACACCCGCGACCAGCGGCGGAACCGGCCGCCGAUCCGGCGGACCCUGCUGAAGAAGGAGCACGUUGAGAGGAUGAUGAAGGAGAAGGCAUUUGCUGUGGGAGAUUUCCCCCCGGUUUACCUCACUCAGUGGGUGGUGGAGGAUGAAAACACGAAAGGGGGCGGAUACCAGUGA